AUGCGCGCUGCCCCCGCCGCCCCGCUACUCCAGCUGCUGCUCCUGCUGGGGCCGCGGCCUGAGGCUGCGGGAGUCGCGGAGCCGCCGCUGCCCAUCGUGGUCCUUGCCAUCCUGGCCCGCAAUGCCGAGCACUCACUGCCUCACUACCUGGGCGCGCUGGAGCGGCUGGACUACCCCAGGGCCAGGCUGGCCCUCUGGUGUGCCACGGACCACAAUGUGGACAACACUACAGAGAUGCUACGGGAGUGGCUGGCUGCUGUGGGCGAUGACUAUGCAGCUGUGGUCUGGAGGCCUGAGGGGGAGCCCAGGUCCUACCCAGAUGAAGAGGGCCCUAAGCACUGGACCAAAGAAAGGCAUCAAUUCCUGAUGGAGCUGAAACAGGAAGCCUUGACCUUUGCCAGGGACUGGGGAGCAGACUAUAUCCUGUUUGCAGACACAGACAACAUUCUGACCAACAAUCAGACGCUGCAGCUUCUGAUCAAGCAGGGGCUGCCUGUGGUGGCCCCGAUGCUGGACUCUCAGACCUACUAUUCCAAUUUCUGGUGUGGGAUCACCCCCCAGGGCUACUACCGCCGCACGGCCGACUACUUCCCUACCAAGAACCGCCAGCGCAGGGGCUGCUUCCGUGUCCCCAUGGUCCACUCCACCUUCCUGGUAUCCCUGCGGGCGGAGGGGACGGCCCAGCUGGCCUUCUACCCGCCUCACCCCAACUAUACCUGGCCCUUCGAUGACAUCAUCAUCUUCGCCUACGCCUGUCAGGCUGCUGGGGUCUCGGUCCACGUGUGCAAUGAGCAGCGUUAUGGGUACCUGAACGUGCCUGUGCAAUCCCACCAGGGGCUGGAGGAUGAGAGAGUCAACUUCAUCCACCUGAUCCUGGAAGCGCUGGUGGAUGGGCCCCCCAUGUGGGCCUCGGCUCAUGUGUCCCGGCCCCCAAAGAGGCCCAGCAAGAUGGGGUUUGAUGAGGUGUUUGUCAUCAGCCUGGCCCGCCGGCCCGACCGCCGAGAGCGCAUGCUGACUUCGCUGUGGGAGAUGGAGAUCUCUGGGCGGGUGGUGGACGCCGUGGACGGCCGGAUGCUCAACAGCAGUGUCAUGAGGACCCUCGGCGUGGACCUGCUCCCUGGCUACCAGGACCCCUACUCGGGCCGCACGCUGACCAAGGGCGAGGUGGGCUGCUUCCUCAGCCACUACUCCAUCUGGGAGGAGGUCGUCGCCAGGGGCCUGACCCAGGUCGUGGUAUUUGAGGACGAUGUGCGCUUUGAGAGCAAUUUCAAGGGGCGGCUGGAGCGGCUGAUGGAGGAGGUGGAGGCGGAGAAACUUCCUUGGGACCUGAUCUACCUCGGCCGGAAGCAGGUGAACCCCGAGGAGGAGGCAGCCGUGGAGGGGCUGCCGAACCUGGUGGUGGCCGGCUACUCCUACUGGACGCUGGCGUACGUCCUGAGCCUGGCGGGCGCCCGCAAGCUGCUGGCCUCCCAGCCGCUGCGCCGAAUGCUGCCUGUGGAUGAGUUCCUGCCCAUCAUGUUUGACCAGCACCCCAAUGAGCAGUACAAGGCACACUUCUGGCCGAGGGACCUGCAGGCCUUCUCAGCCCGGCCCCUGCUCGCGGCCCCCACCCACUACGCAGGGGACGCCGAGUGGCUCAGCGACACCGAGACAUCCUCGCCCUGGGACGACGACAGUGGCCGCCUCAUCAGCUGGACCGGCUCCUACAAGACCCUGCGCGGCCCCCGCCUGGACCUGGCAGGCAGCAGUGGGCACAGCGUCCAUCCCCACCCCCGGGAUGAGCUCUAG
Molecule: messenger RNA, 1788 nt
Organism: Rangifer tarandus platyrhynchus (Svalbard reindeer)
Lineage: Eukaryota; Metazoa; Chordata; Mammalia; Artiodactyla; Cervidae
Source: the annotation of a GenBank genome assembly